AUGGCUAACUGGGUUGGUCCAAGGCUGAUGGUAGCAAAUUGGAAUGGUGAAGGAGCUGGGUGUCCUAGCUCAAGUCAAGCCACACAAAAGCAGACAAGGGGUCCCACAUAUGUGCAUGGUCAAUGGGGUACUAGUGAAGAUGGCAUUUUAAAAGUUGUUCCAAAUGAGUUGAAUCAAGUGGUUGAAGGACACACAUCCCUUGCUUCACAUUUGGGCGUUUUGGCACGAGAUGGGAGUCUUGCACCACUCACUUUUACGACUUGGCAUUAUGUUCCAAAACAAAACAAAGAUAACAUAUGGAGGGAGAUAAAGGCUCAUACGGAUGCAGAUGAAUCCAUGAAGAGAACAAUAAUGGCUUCAUUUGGAAAGAAAUGGAGAGAUUGGAAAAGUCGAGUGAAAACAAUGGGAUACAAACCCUUCAAGAAUGAUGCAGAAAGGUUGGCUCAUCGACCAGAUAGAGUACAUGAGGAUCAGUGGCGGGCUUUGGUCUACUAUUGGGGCACUCAGAGUGCAUCGAAAUCAAGCAAGAAGAAUAGAAAAAUCCGGAAGAAGAAGACAUUACAUCAUAGGACAGGCCGAAAGCCUUUCUCAGUAGUUCGACUGGAGGAGACCAAAAAGAACAAUGGGGUUCCUGCUAGUCGGUCACAGGUGUGGAUGGCCGCAUACAUGAAAGAUGGGACGUCAAAUAGUGAUUCAGUUAAUGAGGUUAUGACUCAAAUGAAUGAGUUAGCAGAGCACAUGGAGGGAUCUUCUACUGACCCUGCAGCAUUACAGGAGCAAAUCUUCACACAAAUUAUGGGCCCAGAGCGACCUGGUCGUGUUCGGACGUUUGGAUUGGGACCGUCACCCACUGAUGUUUUUGGAGGUGGAUAUAGGCGGUCACAAGAGCAGAAUCGUCUCUUCCAAACUCAAGUUCAAGAACAAGUUCAAGAGCAACUUCAACGUUUUUGGAAUCUCACCCUUUGA
Molecule: messenger RNA, 966 nt
Organism: Camellia sinensis
Lineage: Eukaryota; Viridiplantae; Streptophyta; Magnoliopsida; Ericales; Theaceae
Source: RefSeq, a predicted model, not a curated record